AUGUCCAGCUACGGCGGUGAUCGCGGCGGUCGCUCUGGCGGCUACGGCGGCGGCGGCGGCGGCGGCCGUGGAGGCUACGGACGUGAUCGUGAAGAUCGCGGUGACCGCAACGGCGGCUAUGGCGGUGGUUAUGGCGGAGGUCGCAGCAACGGAUACUCCAACGGCGGUUCCAACGGCUACGGUGGUGGUGGUGGUGGCGGCUACGGCGGCGGUGGCUAUGGCGGCGGCGGUGGUGGUGGUGACCGCAUGUCUGCGCUUGGCGCUGGUCUUCGCAAGCAAGAUUGGGAUCUCUCUACCCUGCCCAAGUUCGAGAAGGACUUCUACAAGGUUAACAGCGAUGUGGACAACCGCUCCGACGCCGAGGUUCAGGCUUUCCGCACAAAGCACCAGAUGACCAUUGCUGGUUGUGAUGUCCCCAAGCCUGUCGAGACCUUCGACGAGGCUGGCUUCCCCCGCUACGUUAUGGAUGAAGUCAAGGCACAGGGCUUCCCUGCCCCCACUGCCAUUCAGUCUCAGGGUUGGCCCAUGGCCCUUUCCGGUCGUGAUGUUGUCGGUAUUGCCGAGACUGGUUCCGGCAAGACGCUUACGUACUGUCUUCCCGCCAUUGUCCACAUCAAUGCCCAGCCCCUUCUUGCCCCCGGCGAUGGUCCUAUUGUUCUCGUUCUCGCCCCCACUCGAGAACUUGCUGUUCAGAUUCAGCAGGAAAUCACCAAGUUUGGCCGCUCUUCACGUAUCCGCAACACUUGCGUCUACGGUGGUGUCCCCAAGGGCCCUCAGAUUCGUGACCUCUCCCGCGGUGUCGAGGUCUGCAUUGCCACUCCUGGUCGUCUGAUCGACAUGCUUGAGGCUGGCAAGACCAACUUGCGCCGCGUUACCUAUCUCGUCCUCGAUGAGGCCGAUCGCAUGCUUGACAUGGGUUUCGAGCCCCAGAUUCGCAAGAUUAUUGAGCAGAUUCGCCCCGACCGUCAGACUCUCAUGUGGUCUGCCACCUGGCCCAAGGAGGUCCGCGCCAUGGCUUCCGACUUCCUCCAGGACUUCAUCCAGGUCAACAUUGGUUCCAUGGACCUCGCUGCCAACCACAGAAUUACCCAGAUCGUCGAGGUUGUCACCGACAUGGAGAAGCGCGAUCGCAUGAUCAAGCAUCUCGAGAAGGUCAUGGACAACAAGGAGAACAAGAUCCUCAUCUUUGUUGGCACCAAGCGUGUCGCCGACGACAUUACUCGAUUCCUCCGCCAGGACGGCUGGCCUGCACUAUCCAUUCACGGCGACAAGCAGCAAAACGAACGUGAUUGGGUCCUUGACCAGUUCAAGACCAACAAGAGCCCCAUCAUGGUGGCCACUGACGUGGCUUCGCGUGGUAUUGACGUUCGUAACAUCACUCAUGUGCUGAACUACGAUUAUCCCAAUAACUCGGAGGACUACAUCCACCGUAUUGGUCGUACCGGUCGUGCUGGUGCCAACGGUACCGCCAUUACAUUCUUCACCACUGACAACCAAAAGCAGGCUCGUGAGCUUGUCAAUGUUCUUCAGGAGGCGAAGCAGCAGAUUGACCCUCGUCUGGCUGAGAUGGCUCGCUUCGGUGGCGGUGGCGGCGGUCGUGGCUAUGGUGGUUGGGGACGCGGCCGUGGUGGUGGUCGAGGUGGUAACAAUGCCAACAACCAGCCGCUGCGCAACCGUCGCUGGUAA
Molecule: messenger RNA, 1686 nt
Organism: Cordyceps fumosorosea ARSEF 2679
Lineage: Eukaryota; Fungi; Ascomycota; Sordariomycetes; Hypocreales; Cordycipitaceae
Product: ATP-dependent RNA helicase dbp-2
Exons: 6
Coding region: 1-1686 (561 amino acids)
Biological process (GO): rRNA processing
Cellular component (GO): cytoplasm; ribonucleoprotein complex; nucleus
Molecular function (GO): ATP binding; RNA helicase activity; RNA binding
Source: RefSeq, a predicted model, not a curated record